Molecule: messenger RNA, 907 nt
Organism: Suricata suricatta (meerkat)
Lineage: Eukaryota; Metazoa; Chordata; Mammalia; Carnivora; Herpestidae
Gene: SMIM20
Product: small integral membrane protein 20
Exons: 3
Coding region: 100-303 (67 amino acids)
Biological process (GO): mitochondrial respiratory chain complex IV assembly
Cellular component (GO): mitochondrial inner membrane
Source: RefSeq, a predicted model, not a curated record
GCUCCGCCUUUUCCGAGCCGGGUCACGGCCUGGGUGCCGCGAGCCGGGACACCCAGCGUGCGGGGCUCUCAGCGGGUCGGCGGUCCUCCGCCCGGCGCCAUGUCCCGGAACCUGCGCACCGCGCUCAUCUUCGGCGGCUUCAUCUCCCUCAUCGGCGCCGCCUUUUACCCUAUCUACUUCCGGCCCUUAAUACGGCUGGAGGAGUACCAGAAAGAGCAAGCCAUAAAUCGAGCUGGUAUCGUUCAAGAAGAUGUACAACCACCAGGGUUAAAAGUGUGGUCUGAUCCAUUUGGCAGGAAAUGAGAAGGCUCUCAGCACCUCAAUUAUGAAAGACGUCUUCUUGCUUUCGGUUCUGCAGCAAGUACAAUAAAUGGCCUCGCGACAGAACAAUGGCCAGAGAAGAAAAGUCUGUAAAGCUGAGAGUAAGAGCACUGUGCACGAGGAUUAAUAUUUCCCUUCUUAAGUACCAAAAGAACCCUGGAGCAAAUCACACCAUUAGGGAGGUUUUCAUGAUUCGCUUUACUUUCUAAAAAUGAAGCUGUCUCACCCAGCUGUGUUUGGAGGAGUUCUACUUGUUAUUCAGUCUCUGCUGCUUUGUCAGCCGCGCUGUGAUGUGAAUGCAAGCAGCCGCGACACUGGGGAAGGUCCCAGUCUGCUUUGCCGUCUCCCGGAUAGGAAAUGUCGGUGAAAAACCACCGUGCCGAGCAGCCGCAUAGGGCUCUUUGAAAACGGUCAAGUUGACAAAACUCUUUGAGGACAAGGUACAACGAGCUAACCCAUCUCAUCGAAGCUUGCCGCGUGUUGGAAAAUAAACACGGGGCUACACUGGUAAAGCAGGCAGAGUAGAAAUCGUUGAGUUAACAGAAGUGAGAAUGUGCACAUUAAAAUGAUCUACUUUUAAUUCACA